AUGAGGCACGAAUUUGUAUUGCCGAUCACUCCACCAAGUACGGUUGAGAAGAAGUCUCAAACCGAAGAUCACCGUAAUGAGGGUUUGAAACCCAGAAAAUUGCUACCACAAUUGAAAAGGAGUGUCUGUAACAGGAAACCUAGACUAAAGUAUAGGCCGGAAUUGAACACUGUGUUCGACCUGGAUGCGUACGUAGAUCUUCCCCAUUCAUCCAAGUUGCGACACCAUCAUAAGGGCAACGAUGCCGAUUUCAUUAAAUAUGCAUUGAAUUACAGCAAAAGAAUGGUUGUAGUAAGUGGGGCAGGUGUAUCUGUUGCUGCCGGCAUACCUGAUUUUAGAUCCAGUGAAGGGAUUUUCUCCACGGUGAAUGGUGGUUCUGGUAAAGAUUUAUUUGAUUAUAACCGUGUGUAUGGAGAUGAAUCGAUGGGUGUGAAGUUCAAUCAAUUGAUGGUGUCACUGUUCAAGCUGUCCAAGGAUUGCCGGCCUACGAAAUUCCACGAAAUGCUCAACAGUUUUGCUAAAGAUGGCAGACUUUUAAGGUUGUACACCCAGAACAUUGAUGGUUUAGAUACACAGUUACCUCAUUUAUCGACGAAUGUCCCCUUGACAAAGCCGAUACCCAGUACAGUACAGUUACACGGAAGUGUAAGACACAUGGAAUGCAAUAAAUGUCUGAAUGUCGAGCCUUUUGACCCUGCAAUAUUCAGAUGUGACGAUGAAUAUGAUUCUCCGACUGAAAUCAUACCGUCAUGCCCACAAUGUGAAGAAUUCGAGACAGUGAGAAAAAUUGCAGGUUUAAGGUCCACUGGUGUUGGCAAGUUGCGUCCGAGGGUAAUCUUAUACAAUGAGAUUCACCCUGAAGGUGAUUUCAUCGGUGAGAUUGCUAAUAACGAUUUGAAGAAAAGGCUUGAUUGUUUGAUUAUUGUUGGAACAAGUCUGAAGAUUCCUGGAGUGAAGAAUAUUUGCAGACAGUUUGCGGCCAAAGUCCAUGCAAACAAGGGGAUUGUAUUAUAUUUGAACACCAGCAUGCCGCCUAAGAAUGUAUUGGAUUCUUUGAAGUUUGUAGACAUGAUUGUGCUGGGUGAUUGUCAGCAUAUUACUUCGUUACUAUAG
This is a messenger RNA of Saccharomyces kudriavzevii IFO 1802, 1113 nucleotides long. It is a transcript of the gene HST4, whose product is annotated as NAD-dependent histone deacetylase HST4. The coding region runs from base 1 to 1113 and encodes 370 amino acids. Gene Ontology annotation, biological process: replication-born double-strand break repair via sister chromatid exchange; regulation of DNA repair; pericentric heterochromatin formation. The record is from RefSeq and is a predicted model, not a curated record. The transcript has a single exon. NCBI's taxonomy places the organism in Eukaryota, Fungi, Ascomycota, Saccharomycetes, Saccharomycetales, Saccharomycetaceae. Gene Ontology annotation, cellular component: mating-type region heterochromatin. Gene Ontology annotation, molecular function: histone deacetylase activity, NAD-dependent; NAD+ binding.